GUUCCGCGUUCCAGCGUUCCGCGGGUUCAGCUCUCCGUCAGCUGUUCGAUGUACAAAGCAAAGGUGGUAUUAGUAAUCGGACUGUAUGCAACGUAUAAUCACUUGUAGGCAUCAUCCGACAUCUGCUCCCAAAAUAUUGUAUAAGCGAGCGCGUGCGUGUAUUUGUAUUUGCGUACGUGCGAAGACGGGUGCGACGAAGAGGUAACGAGCAAGGUUGCUAGAGGAGAGAAAGGGACGCGUAGAAAGAGAAAUAAAGAAGCGGACAGGGGUUCUUGUGCACGCAUCGACUGUGCGAUUUAUGCAAAAUCUCGCGCGUAACGUGGAUGUAUUGACGCAAGGAUUAAAAUACAGUAUAUCAGGACUAAUGAACCUCGCAAAUCAAACUACUGAUCCUCAAAGUGGUGUUUACUUUGUUAACUUCAAUCAGGAUUGCACAUCUUUGGCAGUAGGAUCGAAAGCAGGCUACAAGCUUUAUUCUUUGAACUCUGUCGACUAUCUGGAAAAUAUAUACGAAAAUGAUACCGAGGACAUACGCAUCAUUGAACGACUAUUCAGCAGUAGCCUUGUGGCAAUGGUUAGUCUAUCGUCACCCCGUAAACUCAGAGUCUGCCAUUUUAGGAAAGGAACCGAAAUUUGCUAUUACAGUUACUCGAAUACCAUCUUGGCUGUGAAGCUCAAUAGAGCAAGAUUAGUAGUAUGCUUGCAAGAAUCGUUGUAUAUUCAUAAUAUAAACACUAUGAAGGUGCUACAUACAAUUCGAGAGACUCCACCUAAUUUAGCAGGUCUGUGUACCCUAUCGAUAAACAGUGACAACUGUUAUUUAGCCUAUCCGGGCUCGAAUACAAUCGGAGAAGUUCAAAUAUUCGACGCGAUCAAUCUUCAAGCUAAAACCAUGAUUCCUGCACACGACAGCCCAUUGGCAGCACUUGCAUUUAAUCCUAACGGUACCAAAAUAGCUACUGCUUCUGAGAGGGGUACUGUAAUUAGAGUUUUUCAUGUUCAUGAUGGUACAAAACUAUUUGAGUUUCGACGGGGAGUUAAGAGAUGCGUAUCCAUAAGCAGUCUCGCUUUUAGCCUGGAUUCUAUGUUUCUUUGUUGCUCGAGUAAUACAGAAACGGUGCAUAUAUUCAAGUUGGAGGAACCGAAAGAAAUCGGAGGAACCAAUCGUUACAAACCGCAAGCAACAGAGGAAUCGCAAACUUGGAUGGGAUAUUUAACAAAGGCUGUGUCUGCGUCAGCUAAUUACUUACCUACGCAAGUAACCGACGUUUUUAACCAAGGACGUGCCUUUGCCAGUGUCCAUUUACCAUUUCAAGGUCUGAAGAAUGUUUGUGCCAUCACGGUUGUACAACAGGUACUUAGAUUGUUGGUGGCUAGCGCAGAUGGAUAUUUGUAUGUUUAUAAUUUGGAUACGACAGAAGGUGGAGACUGUACGCUUCUAAAACAGCAUAGAUUAGAUGGAAAACGAGACGAAGUGGAUUGUGCUAGCGUGUCCACUGCGGGAUCGGCGUCUGGGGAAACUACUGCAGCAACUACUGCACGAAUAGUACAAAACGCAGCCUGCAUAAAUAGCUACGCGGGUGUGUUACGCGGACGUUCGCCAGGCUCCAUGUCAGAAUCAGAGAAGUAUCACGAGAUGAUAGCAGCUACCGAGAGCCCAUCGACAUUUUCGUGUACGUUCCGUUUGAAAGAUGACGCUGAAUUUCCUCCUGUUACGCAGAGGAUGGAUUAAACGUGUUAAUUCGAGCAUAUCAGAAUUUUACCAUGAAGAUGACAAUUAUACAACAGCGAAUGGGAAUUAGCAGACCGCUGUGUGUACAGGCCAAGUUGUAAGUUACAACAGUUGUAGUUAAGAUUACAACUUCGACGAAGCAACAAGAUAUAAUGUUUAAUACGUAUAUUAAUUAUUUAAUUGAAUCCAAGAUCACUAGAUAUACUUGUAUGAAGGGUUUCCGUUGCAUUGGAAAGUCCACAGUAUAAAAGUGUCAUCGUAACCUUUUGAUCACACAAUCAUUUUUCCAAACGAUACAUAAAUAUAAAAGAGUUUUACUAUUAUCUAUCAGUAAGAAUUGUUUUCAGAAGAUGUAAUAAGUGAACAUAAUCAAAGCGGCUGUAAACUGCUUUAAAAAGAAAAAAGAUAAAAAAAAAACACACACACACACAUACACAUGUGGAAUAUAAGCUUAAAUUAGAAUCGUGCUUGAGAAUAUUUAGCAGAAAUGCUUAACAUAAUUUUAUGGUAUAUAGACAUCUAAGUAUUUUUACUGUGCAUUAAUACAUAAUGAAUUAUAAUGAUAUAGUACACGUAUUAAAUAAGUCAUUGAGAAUAAAUUAUUUAUAGUAAACUA
This is a messenger RNA of Hylaeus volcanicus, 2348 nucleotides long. It is a transcript of the gene Atg18a, whose product is annotated as WD repeat domain phosphoinositide-interacting protein 2. The record is from RefSeq and is a predicted model, not a curated record. The transcript is spliced from 10 exons. Gene Ontology annotation, molecular function: phosphatidylinositol-3,5-bisphosphate binding; protein binding; phosphatidylinositol-3-phosphate binding. Bases 299 to 1732 code for a protein of 477 amino acids. Gene Ontology annotation, cellular component: phagophore assembly site membrane; extrinsic component of membrane; cytosol. Lineage: Eukaryota; Metazoa; Arthropoda; Insecta; Hymenoptera; Colletidae. Gene Ontology annotation, biological process: protein localization to phagophore assembly site; nucleophagy; autophagy of mitochondrion.